AUGCCGCUGGUGAUAGCGUUUACGUGGGAAACCCUAGAAUCGAAGAUUCGAUUCGUGGUGGAGGAUAUGGGGCGGGGGCUUGCUGACGUGGCGAUGUGGCCGGCGCUGCUGACGCGGAGCGUGGAGAAGAGGCUCCGUCCUCGUUAUAAGCUGCUGCUGGAAGCGGGUAAGGCGGAGAAGUACGGGCUUGGGUACAUGUUUGGAUGCAAGGAUGUGGAUUUUGAAAAGAGAUUUGGACUGAAGCUUCCAAAGAACCGAGGGGAGGAAGAAGAGGAGGGGAGCAAGGAGGGGGGAGUGGAGAAAACGGAUGGGGAGGAGGGAAAGAAGGGAAAGGUGGAGGGAGAGGAGGAGGAGGAAUUACUAGUGGUGAAAGCAGUGGGGGAGGAGGGAGAGGAGGGAGAGGGACUGUUGGUGGUUAAAGCAAUAGUGGAAGAGGGAGAGGAGGAGGUGGUGGUGGUGGUGAAAGGAAUUGGGGCAGGUGUGGAGGAGGAGGAUGAGGAAGGGAACGAAGGGAAGAAGUUGGAGGAUAGGGAGGACGGGAAGGAGAAGCAGGGGAAGGGGGUAAGGCAAGAGGAGCAAGAGGAAGUGCGGUAUGAGACGAAGAAUGCCCACCAGCACCCUCACAGAUAA
Messenger RNA from Closterium sp. Naga37s-1, 630 nucleotides. Lineage: Eukaryota; Viridiplantae; Streptophyta; Zygnematophyceae; Desmidiales; Closteriaceae. The record is from the annotation of a GenBank genome assembly.